AUGUCCUUAAUUCAUCUUCCUCCCGAGCUUCUUGACCAGGUGCUUUCCGAUCAGGGCCUUCGAAAGCGUGACCUUGCCAACCUUGCACGAGUAAAUAAAAGCAUCUAUGCGCUCUUGUUGACAAAGAUCUACAAAGAUGUGAGACUCCAUGGUACUGAACAGCAUCAAGACCAAGAGAUCUUCGAUUUGUUCCACCGGACUCUUGUUGCAACUCCGCGACUAGCAGCCACCAUCCAAUCUCUAACUGCCAGCGCUUUUCUUCCCGAUGACGAGAAGAUUAUGCGAUCUCGGCAAAUUCUGGAGAAACUCACUGCCCUUCGAAAACUGUCACUGACUUAUUACGGAAGGGGGUUCUUCGAUGUAAACUUCAUCCAAAAGAUCAUGCCAACAAAGCCCAACACGGCUGCUACUACUCUUGUUAAACUUCAACAUAUAACAAUUACCGACCCACGACUAAGCUUCCACGAGAUUUCGAAGCUUAUAUGCUUUCCCAGUUUAGAGCGACUGGCCGUGAAAUGCGAUCAAAGACAAGAAACUACUCAAAGAGACGUCUCACCAUCCACAUCAAGGCACCCCUCUUCAAGUUCUCUUAAAAGCCUUACUCUAACAAUUUCCACGAACUGCAAUCACGGACUGCAUUCGGUCUUGUCGGUGUGCUCCGCUUUAGAAAGUUUUAUCUGCAAUAUAACUCAAACACAUAAUACCAAUGACGACCCAAUAUCACCUGCUGGUUUAUCACGGACUCUGGUGGCUUGUCAAGAAACACUUAAUACACUGGAAUUCAGCAGCAGCCUUUGCGAUAUUGAUGAAUCAUCGCUAGAGCUGAGUCGGUUUAAGAACGUGAGAUCUCUCAAGGCCAGCAGCAUCUUACUAUUUGAGGAGGAUGAGAGAGAGGACCCGGCUCUUCGAACUGGACUUUAUACCCGUCUGCCGCUCUCACUAGAAAGUCUAGAGAUCCUGUUUGUGACCGACACAUUUGCUUUCAAAUCACUCGAUGAAAUAGAAGGAUCCCACGACGAGGCUAUUAGCGCCGAAAUAAAAGUCGAUAACGUCAUUUGGCUGUCUGAGUUGGCUCAUUAUCGGCAAAGUCUAUCAUAUGUUCGGAUUGAAGAAGAUGCUGGACGAUCACCUUCCAUGAGAGCGCAUAGAACAGCUGGCCUUCACAAUGCUCCACCUCGCGUCAAAGAUGCAUUCGAUCUGGCACAGAUUGAGAUCGAUCUCUAUCUUCGACCAUCGUUCUACCCCUCUCUUGAGCAGCAUUCAAGUUGA
Messenger RNA from Penicillium manginii, 1269 nucleotides. RefSeq lists its product as uncharacterized. NCBI's taxonomy places the organism in Eukaryota, Fungi, Ascomycota, Eurotiomycetes, Eurotiales, Aspergillaceae. The transcript has 2 exons. The record is from RefSeq and is a predicted model, not a curated record. Bases 1 to 1269 code for a protein of 422 amino acids.